AUGGCUUUGGUAGGCUGCAUAUGGAUAGAAUGUUGUGCAGGACUAUCAUACGGCUUCAGCAUAUAUGCUGAGGCCAUGAAGACUUGCUUUGGCUACAAUCAGCAGCAGCUGGACACCAUCUCCGUUUACAGCAGCUUAGGGUUUUUGGGGGGCAUAAUCUCUGGCCUGAUAAACCAGUGCCUCCCAGCUUGGCUUGUUCUGUUCAUUGGAGCUCUCCACAAUUUGACAGGCUACGGGAUCCAAUGGAUGUUUGUAUCCGGAAGACUAGCAAUCCCUCCAUUGUGGGAGAUGGGUUUGUUUGCCUUUGUUGCCCGGAAUGGCCCGUUAUACUACAACACAGUCUCGAUGGUGACCUCUGUAAAUAACUUCCCAGAUAACAGAGGACUAGUGGUGGGUUUGAUGAAGGGAAGCGUCGGUCUAAGCAGCGGCAUUCUGUCAACAGUAUGGAAGGUAUUAUUUCCAAAUUCAGAUGGGUUUUCCUAUUUGUUAGUGACGGCCAUAGUCCCACCUACAGUGGCCUUUCUGGUCAUGUCAAUUGUGAAGAAAUAUGAACCAGUAAACUGUAAAAUUGGGUCUUCAAGAACAAUGAAAUACCUGGCCUUGGCGUCUGCACCCAUGGUGACUUUAGCAAUGUUUUUUAUGGCUUCCAGUUUCUGGGAUGGACAACCUUUGCAGGCGGAGGUGCAGCGGGUGGUGGUUUCUCUAUAAGCGGGUUUGCCUAUGUCUGGGGGCUUCUGUUAUGCUUCUUUGGUUAAAAUUUGGAAGGGAAUGUUCCCUGAUUUUUACUUGAAAAAAGUUUUGUUUAUUUUUUCAAUUGCAGAUUUCUCUUCUGCUCUUGGUAUAGGAUAAAAUGAUACAAAUGGUCUUUUUAUAUUUAUGACGGAGUACUGAAUUCACCAAGGAUGUCAGGGAUUUUGGAGAUUCAAUUCUCAGAUACCU
Cryptomeria japonica (Japanese cedar) is the source of this 939-nucleotide messenger RNA. Its product is annotated as protein NUCLEAR FUSION DEFECTIVE 4. The record is from RefSeq and is a predicted model, not a curated record. Lineage: Eukaryota; Viridiplantae; Streptophyta; Pinopsida; Cupressales; Cupressaceae. Bases 1 to 708 code for a protein of 235 amino acids. Gene Ontology annotation, cellular component: membrane. The transcript is spliced from 2 exons.